AUGACUCAAGAAAUUGUAUUAACGAGACCGUUGGGAUUGUGUGAACACUUUCUUCGAUCUAGAACUGUUUCAGGGUUUUAUGUCAAUUUUGCUGUUACUGGUACUUAUUCUUUGGACUUGAAGGAAGACUUGAGCAUUGUAUUUAAAAGUCUAAGAAAAACUAUUCUUGAUUAUCAUAUUUUGAUUUGUAAUGUCUUUAAAGAUACUGAUUUGAACGAUUGCAUACUCAAACCCAUAGAGCUGGCAAAAUUUAGCGAUAUCGUGGUUAUCGAAGAUUCUGAUGUGUUUUUAGAUGGAGAAGACACAAUUAACGAAAAAUUCAUGAAAAGAGUCAACGAGGAAAAGUUUGAUUUGUACAAAAAUUCACCUUUAUUCCGAUUAUUCAUAAUAGGGAGACAUAAUCUCUGUGCUGUCUUUGAACAUACGAUCGCUGAUGGAGUGGCUGGUGCUCUCUUUCACGAGCUAUUUUUGGAGAAUCUAGCGUUCGUGAUGCAAUUCAGCAACAAAGAAAUUUUAGAGAUUGACUAUGGAAUCAGUGAAGCUGACUGUAAUAUAGAAUUUGCUUCUCUAUUUAACUACGAAGCAGAUUUUAAGUUUUUGCGGCAUUCGUUACCUCCGCCGAUUGACAUCUUCAUGGCAGAUCCGAAGUUAAGAUAUGGCGAAGCAAAUUAUUUUGACAAAAUAAUUCCCGACAGUCAUCCAGAUAAAUGGGAGGGAUUUCAUCCAGCAGAAUUGAAUUAUUCUAUUGCGUUUAAAUUAGUGAAUUUGACGCCUUCUGAUCUUAAAAGUGUAUUAUCAAAGUGCAAAGAUAUGAAAGUAUCAUUAACGGCAUACUUCUGCGUUGUCGCCGCUCUUACCUUGCAGCCAUUAUUUGGAGAUAAGAAGCACACUUCUCACAGGGUUGCAAUAUCUUUAAGAAGGCACCUAGAUCUAAGAGGCGUCCCUACAGAAAGCCAAAACAAUUCAAAAUGCUUUAAGCGUAAGAAGUUAGGUUCAAAUGCAUUUGUAGGAUUGCCUGAGAAUUUUCCACCGUUUACGGACUUUUCCUGGGACAUGGUGAAACAAGUUAACAAUCAUAUAAAACUCGUGGCUACUAAUAAUAAAGUUUUCAACACUCUUCAUAGUUUUCAGAUAAAUUAUGAUAAAUUGGGUGAAAAUCCUAGCUAUUUUGAGUCAACUCUUGGUUAUCCAAAACAAGAUGCUACAAAGAUCUCCAACUUAGGGUUUAUUAACUUUCCAAUUUACCAAGUUGUCAAUAAUGAUUUGACUAUAGAGAACUUGAUAUUUUCUCAAGAUAUGUCUCCCAAUACAAGUGAGUUCAUGUUUAAUAUAGUUUCAACACCAAUAGGUGGCAUGAAUAUAGUUCUUAGUUUUCAUGACGAUAAAAUUGAUUCUACUGGCUCUAUGAUAUUUGAUAACUUGGUCGUUCAAUUGAAAAGAGCUAUUCUUCAAUACUGCACUUAG
This is a messenger RNA of Priceomyces carsonii, 1464 nucleotides long. It is a transcript of the gene ATF1, whose product is annotated as Atf1p. The transcript has a single exon. The record is from RefSeq and is a predicted model, not a curated record. Lineage: Eukaryota; Fungi; Ascomycota; Pichiomycetes; Serinales; Debaryomycetaceae. The coding region runs from base 1 to 1464 and encodes 487 amino acids. Gene Ontology annotation, molecular function: N-acetyltransferase activity.